Molecule: messenger RNA, 599 nt
Organism: Cynara cardunculus var. scolymus (artichoke)
Lineage: Eukaryota; Viridiplantae; Streptophyta; Magnoliopsida; Asterales; Asteraceae
Exons: 3
Coding region: 1-360 (119 amino acids)
Source: RefSeq, a predicted model, not a curated record
AUGUCAUGUGUCAUAGUCAUAGUCAUAGCAUCGGAUAUAUUAACGCAAAAAGUCCAGUUAGUAGCCCAGCCCAGCCCAGCCCAGCCCAGCCUAUUAGUGAAUACUAUCAUCGGAAUGAAAAUGGGAGCUUUUUGGGGGACGCGAGUUAUGGAAAUAGUGAAGAAGCACGAUUCAGGAGGCCUCGUCUGGAAGAGAAUUAAGCUCACUACUACCCGUAAAGCCAACGCCAAGAAGCGUAUUCUUCGAGUUUGGCAGAAUGAGGCAGUCUUGAGGGAAUGCUCACAGCCACCACCUUCAAAAACGUCACAGAUGAAUGCUGAAGGGUCAGGGGUGCAAGAAGACACCAUUAACCAAGACUAGACAACAAUUAGUAAGAACACAUAACAAGCCUGAAGGGGUGUUAAUUUUGCCUCCGCUUAGCCUUAUUUUUAUCUAUUAAAUGUGUGUGCGUUUCUUUAGCAUGGACUCUAGAAAUCCAUAAGUUUUGUUAAAACUGAAAAAGUAUAUGAUUACCCUUUCCUUUCUUGAUGACAUCCUUCAUCUGUCUUUCUUGUGGGAUUUUUUUAUGACAUGAAUAGAGUAUGAAAUUGGUGUUAUCA